Molecule: messenger RNA, 2220 nt
Organism: Tremella mesenterica DSM 1558
Lineage: Eukaryota; Fungi; Basidiomycota; Tremellomycetes; Tremellales; Tremellaceae
Exons: 5
Coding region: 1-2220 (739 amino acids)
Source: RefSeq, a predicted model, not a curated record
AUGUCUCAGAGGAAGAGAGGAGAUGUCAUGACAGAUGUUUGCCAUCUUUCAUGUAUACAUACCCAUGUGUGCUGGAACGCAAUGAGGAGGUCAUUCCCUACAUUGAUCUGGCAGUAUGAAAUCGAUCAAAAGCAGUCGCUGCUACUCGGGCGGUGUUGGUCUUGUCAUUCGGUCGGUGACGAAGGUUGUUCGUUGGUCGCCCUUCGUCUUUCGAUGAUCGACAGAGACGGACAAACGACUGUUAGGACCAACGCACCGUUCAUUGAUCCCAAUCCCGACGUCAAAGUCAAUCCCCAGCCUUUUCUUCCUCCCCAUCGUCCUGAACCGUCGAAGAAAGUCCUUUCUCGUCCUCCGAACGAACUCAAUCCUUAUCCACCUAUCGACUGGAUCGAGGUAGAACGCUUCAGGUUCGCCCUAUGCAAUCCUCCGGAGUGGGGAAUGCAGACUGAAAUUGAUGAGAUCGGUAUGGGAAUCCUCAACCACCUGAUCUUAACUUGCCAUUAUCUGGAAUGGAAAGAAGGACACUUGCAAGAAAUCGUUAAAGAGCUUGAGAAAGAACGGACCGAAAACAUAGGCGCUCUCCAAAGUCUGAAUAUGAAACUUAAGCACUACCUCAUGAUUGCUUAUCAGAACGACGGAGCAUGGAUAGACUGCCAACACAAGAUUCAAGCUCUCCAGCAACAGAAAUAUGAUAGCGAUGUAUUCAUCCAACAUGCCAUCGAUCGAGAGGGAAGGGCAGUAUCGCGAGAAGCAAAUAUGAGAAUGGAGCUUCAGUGGGCGAGGCAAGGGGAGGCAAAUGCGAUGUAUGCACAGAAACAGGCGGAAGCCCAGAAGGAGGAGAUAAUCACGCAGCUCCUUGCGAGGGAGGAGGAACUUGCUCGCCUCAAGGAGAGUCGGGCCGCGUCUUUAGGACAGAUGAAAUUUAUACGAGCGUACCAGAAGAUGACGAGAUUACUGGAAGGGCUGCAUGUGGGGCAGAAUGCUCGUCAGCUGUCCAUGCGGGGAUGUGUACUGUGUGAUGUAGGCCUACUCGUCUCCUCUUCCAAACGCAAGUACAAUCAAUUUCCAUCCCGACUCCGCGAUGCAUUUGUGUGCAAGGCUGAUUGUAACAGUUCGGAGAAGGACGAUUGCCCUAAUGCCGUUGAGAGAUCAUUCCCGACUCUGAUAUGGCAAUACGAGAUUGAUCAAGAAGGAGUUCUAACACCUGGGGAAUGUUGGUCUUGUCAUACAAAUUUCGACGAAGACUGUUCCGUCACAUCCCUCCGUCUAUGCAGAAAAGACGAUCAUCUACCUGGGUGUAAGCGAGACAUAUCUCUAAUCCUUCCGAACCACACGUCGACAAAGACAGGAAGUAGGACAGCUACCGAGGCAGGACUUACUGAGCCAGAGGCAAAACGACCAACCUCUACGUGUCAAACUCCUCCCCCAACAUGUCGUCAGCCUAUACCUCCUCUACCCUCGUCAUCACCAGAGAUAUCUUUCAUGUCCAGGAUCAGGCCAUAUCUCCCUCCACUGAAAUCUCUCGGUUAUCCACGGAUACCCGCAAACAAUCGUGCAUCCGGAUUUCGUCAACCAGCGAUCGAUGUCUCCUCUCCGUCCCCACGAUUGUCAGUGAUAGAGAUAUCAUCUCCGUUCCAAUCAACACAUGUCAUAGAUGUAUCAUCUCCAUCCCCACCAUCUUCACCUAUCACUUGUUCCAAAUCACAGACGCUCCCUACGAAAGUCGUACAAACCAUCACUCCCGAGUAUCCUUCAUUCGACCUCGCAGGAUUAGCAAGAUAUCGAGCAGUCUUCGAAAGCAUCCAGUCUGAUGGUACGCUGGUCCUAGAGCAUUUAGUGGGGCACUGCCAGCGAGUCAUAACGGAGGCUCAAAAAGAUCGCGAGAGUCUUCAGAAGUGUCAAGAGCAAGCACGGAAGGAACGAGAAGAACAUGCCACGGCCAUUCGACUGUGCGAUACACGAAUGGCGCAUGCCGUGCAAUUAACAGCUCGACAGGAUCAAGGGUUGGCGGAGGGUUUCAGGAGGGUCCGAGAGUUGGAGCUCGAACAAGCCGCCAAUCAGAAGCUUCUGAAGCAGGCUGAGCGUGACCGACAGGCUGCUUUCCAAGAGAGGGACAAGGCGACCCGAAGGGAAGCAGAACAACAAGACAAGGUUCACCGAGGGAAGGUGGUGGAAGGGACACUCAUCCACAAAAUCAACGAACUUGAAGCAAGACGUUAG